ACCUACAUAUAAAAUGCUUCAAUUACUGUUCAUUCUCUAUUUUGUCCACUGGCCUCUCCCACGUAAAAGUUCAGUCAGUUGAGUAAUGGAAUUUAAGAUCUUUCUGACUUUGCUGGCCGUUUUGGUGGCUCAAAGUGAAGCCCGGAAGUUUACAAAGUGCGACGUGGUGCCGAUCCUGUGGAGAGAAGGAUUCCCACUGGCAGAGAUCUCAGACUGGCUCUGCCUUAUUCAGUCUGAGAGUGCCUUCAACAGUUCAGCUAUUGGAGGCCCCAAUAGCAAUGGAUCCUUUGACUAUGGACUCUUUCAGAUAAACGAAAAUUAUUGGUGCAAAGUUGGUCAAGCUGGUAAUGAUUGCAACAUAGACUGCAACGAUCUCUUGGACGACGACUUGACGGAUGAUUUAAAGUGCGUAAAGAAAAUCUACGCACGACACGGAUUUUCAGCUUGGAAUGGAUGGAAGAAGUGGUGCCAGGGAACCUUGCCCACCUACCGUGAAUGUAUGCCCUGCAGAGCUCCUUAAAUUUCUUUAUUUAUCCUUAAUUCUUUUUUCUUUUACUAAACUCUAAAAUUAUUCUUUAAAAUAAAACAUUUUGAUGAAAAAAUAUGUUUUGCUUCAUUGAUCAAUAUUGCUUUUUAGCUUAUUCUGAGUAAUUGUGAAGCUAACUCCACCCACAACUUCCCUACCAAAGCUGACUUUAUCAAUUUUACAAUAAAUUACUGUGCAAAAACUAAAUUUUUGCUCAAAAUUGCUUUCUACAAAAAAAAAUUAUCAAGA
This is a messenger RNA of Lutzomyia longipalpis, 775 nucleotides long. RefSeq names its product lysozyme-like. The record is from RefSeq and is a predicted model, not a curated record. The transcript is spliced from 3 exons. Gene Ontology annotation, molecular function: lysozyme activity. The coding region runs from base 86 to 520 and encodes 144 amino acids. Lineage: Eukaryota; Metazoa; Arthropoda; Insecta; Diptera; Psychodidae.